CCCACUACACCACCAACACAGCGGAAGAAACAAAACUGACAGACCACAGGCAACGAUGUCAUUGCGCAGGCCCAGUCCGGUACCGGUAAGACGGCUACCUUCUCCAUCUCGACCCUCCAGAAGAUCGACUCCAACGUCAAGGCCUGCCAGGCGCUUAUCCUCGCCCCCACCCGUGAGCUCGCUCAGCAGAUCCAGAAGGUCGUCGUCGCCAUCGGUGACUUCAUGGACGUCCAGUGCCACGCCUGCAUUGGUGGCACCAGCGUCCGAGACGACAUGAAGGCCCUCCAGGACGGUCCCCAGGUCGUUGUCGGCACUCCUGGCCGUGUCCACGACAUGAUCCAGCGUCGCGUCCUCAAGACCGACCACAUGAAGAUGUUCGUCCUCGACGAGGCCGACGAGAUGUUGUCUCGUGGUUUCACCGAGCAGAUCUACGACAUCUUCCAGCUUCUGCCCCAGAGCACCCAGGUCGUCCUUCUGUCCGCUACCAUGCCCCAGGACGUCCUCGAGGUCACCACCAAGUUCAUGCGCGACCCCGUCCGUAUCCUUGUCAAGAAGGACGAGCUUACCCUCGAAGGUAUUAAGCAGUUCUACAUUGCUGUUGAGAAGGAGGACUGGAAGCUGGACACUCUCUCCGACUUGUACGAGACUGUCACCAUCACCCAAGCCGUCAUCUUCUGCAACACCCGCAGGAAGGUCGACUGGCUCACCGACAAGCUCACUGCCCGUGACUUCACUGUCUCGGCCAUGCACGGUGACAUGGACCAGGCACAGCGUGAUGUCAUCAUGAAGGAGUUCCGUUCCGGAUCUUCCCGUGUCCUCAUCGCCACUGACCUUCUCGCCCGUGGUAUCGAUGUCCAGCAGGUUUCCCUUGUCAUCAACUACGACUUGCCCGCCAACCGCGAGAACUACAUCCACCGCAUCGGUCGUGGUGGACGUUUCGGACGUAAGGGUGUUGCCAUCAACUUCGUCACCGCUGACGAUGUCCGCAUGAUGCGCGAAAUCGAACAGUUCUACAGCACACAGAUCGAGGAGAUGCCCAUGAACGUGGCUGGUAAGUGCCAAUCGAUUCCUACAAGUUCAAACUUGAUUGCUAACCUUGCCGACAGACCUCAUCUAAGAAGUUGUGUACUGCUAUCUUCUUGUCGCCGCCUCGCUCUGCCCACUAACGCUUCGGUGGUGCAUUGGAUAGAGGCGGUGAUCUUCUAAUACGAGUACACCUGCACGGCCAGGUGUUCUCUCUGUUUGGUCCGGUUCAAAAGUGGUUCGAGGUAGGACGAGUGAUCGUCUAUACAUCGCGGCAUCUUGGCGUUGGUCUCUCAUGUGCGAAAUGAUUUCCCUAAAAGAAUGUCUGCAUAUGAUAGACACACGAUGCUUAGCUGACGGAUGGGUCUUUUUCUGCAAUUUCAUGCUAUUUUCCUAUGUCCUCGAGGA
Messenger RNA from Alternaria alternata, 1431 nucleotides. Its product is annotated as P-loop containing nucleoside triphosphate hydrolase protein. The record is from RefSeq and is a predicted model, not a curated record. The coding region runs from base 223 to 1206 and encodes 327 amino acids. Lineage: Eukaryota; Fungi; Ascomycota; Dothideomycetes; Pleosporales; Pleosporaceae. The transcript has a single exon. Gene Ontology annotation, molecular function: RNA binding; ATP binding; RNA helicase activity.